AUAAAACCACAAACAAUUCGCGUUGUUGCCACUGGCAACAAUAAACAAAAGCAAAACAACUACUAAUGAAAGUGAAAGGUGCAACUUGUCAGUGGUUUCACUGUACUCAAGAUGACUACAAUGGAAACGGCAACUGGCAGCAGCUGCUAUAAUUACAGUUUGGCUUGUAAAAUAAGAAUAACUAAAUAAUAUGAGAGAUUUGCAAUUUAAUCAAGCUCUGUCCAAUCUAGUGACACCCCAAAGCUCCAAUUUAUUGCUGCAGAUGCUGCUGCAGAUCAAUUUCUAUGUGUCCUUUAUUUGGAGUUGCAGCUAUUUGUUGCACAUCAUCAUUUGGUUGGAUGAACUGUGGAACUACAAAGGAUUAACCAUUAUUGUGGCCUAUUUGUUGGCUGUUUGCGCCGAGUCGCUUCGUCUCUAUGCCGGAUACUCGAUUAAUCUUUGCACAGGUGCGACGACCAUGUGGCUGCUGUUGACGUUGACGCCUUGUGUGCUGUUGCCCACGAUAGUUUAUCUCCGAUUAACUGCCGUAUUCGGGAGUGUCUGGCUAGGCCUCAUCUCGAAUCUGCAGUUCGUGUUAAUAGCACUCGAGGCUCUGGUGGCGCUCAUCUACCAUGCACUGUGUACGUCCAGAAGGGAGAGAAGGCAGCUGGAACUGAGUGCUUAUCAGCUGCAGAAGGAAUGCCAAGACAGAUCAAAGUAAAAUGCAUAUCUAUCAGAGUUUAUGUUUGGCAUUGAGCCUUAAAUAGUAUUAUACAUCAUCAUAAAAUUAUGUAAUUAGAAUAAGCUAGACUAGCAGGCUAA
This is a messenger RNA of Drosophila innubila, 801 nucleotides long. RefSeq lists its product as uncharacterized. The transcript has 2 exons. The coding region runs from base 191 to 700 and encodes 169 amino acids. NCBI's taxonomy places the organism in Eukaryota, Metazoa, Arthropoda, Insecta, Diptera, Drosophilidae. The record is from RefSeq and is a predicted model, not a curated record.